UGGCAUGGAAUAAUAGGCGACAGCACAGAAUAAGGAAAGUAUUCCUAACUUUCAUUUUCUCUCCAAGAAUUCAUACACAAAAAUACAUUAUAUGAAAGGAUGAAAUGGAUAUCUGUCAUUAAGUUGACAUCAUCAGUGUAUAUGUUUUGUGGCUCCAAUCCAAAUAGACAUCAAUGUCAAUCUACUUUUCUGUCUCCUCUGUACCGUAGUCCGUAGUGGAGUGCUGAUAAAAUUAGUUGAAUUUUUAAAAAUAAAGUGAAAUGGGUUUCGGGGACUAUCCCGCUGAAUACAAUCCAAAAAUCCAUGGUGUUUAUGACCCAGCACGCUAUUACGGAAAGCCUGAUACUCCCUUCGGUCAGGUCAAGUUAGGCGAGAUUGGAUCCUGGUUUGCUCGCCGCAACAAGACUCCGUCUGCUAUCGCUGGAGCCUUCAGUCGUGCUUUUUGGAGAUGGCAACAUAAGUAUGUACAGCCCAAAAGAUCUGGAAUUGCUCCAUUUUUCCAUGUUGUUUUUGGAUCUAUGGCAGUUUUCUAUAUGUUAAACUACGGAAAAAUAAAACACCAUAGGAAUUACAAAUACCACUAAACAGUAAUUGCCUGAACUUUUAAGUAGCAAUCUUGUAACAUUGGAAUAAAGCAUGUAACCACAUUUUACUUGAUAAUAUACUUUUGCUUGUAAAUUGUAUUUUACAUAAUUUUUUGAAACCACCCCCGAGAUGAACAAAAAAAGUUUAAUAAUAUACCAACAACAUUGUUUGUUCAUUUCUUGAGAAGAAAUACUGCCAAAGAAUAGAU
Messenger RNA from Acanthoscelides obtectus, 793 nucleotides. The record is from the annotation of a GenBank genome assembly. Lineage: Eukaryota; Metazoa; Arthropoda; Insecta; Coleoptera; Chrysomelidae.